Molecule: messenger RNA, 1287 nt
Organism: Aspergillus ibericus CBS 121593
Lineage: Eukaryota; Fungi; Ascomycota; Eurotiomycetes; Eurotiales; Aspergillaceae
Gene: egl2
Product: putative endoglucanase
Exons: 5
Coding region: 21-1217 (398 amino acids)
Biological process (GO): glucan catabolic process
Cellular component (GO): extracellular region
Molecular function (GO): cellulose binding; hydrolase activity, hydrolyzing O-glycosyl compounds
Source: RefSeq, a predicted model, not a curated record
GAGCACACCACAUCCACAAAAUGAAACUCCCCCUCCUCGCCAUCCUCCUCACCCAAGCCUGGGCUAGUCCCCGGGCCAAACGAUCUUCCUUCCUAUGGUUCGGAAGCAACGAAUCCGGCGCCGAAUUUGGCCAGACCAAUAUCCCCGGCACCCUGGGCACGGAUUACAUCUGGCCUGCGGCAGCGGAUAUCGAGCCGUUGGUGAACGCGGGGAUGAAUAUCUUUCGCGUGCCGUUUCUUAUGGAACGCUUGGUCCCGGAUAAUUUGACGGGCGCGGCGGAUGAGACUUAUAUGGCGGAUUUAAAAGCGACUGUGAAGACGAUUACGGAUUACGGGGCGUAUGCGGUGGUGGAUCCGCAUAAUUUUGGGAGAUAUUAUGGGAACAUCAUCACUUCAACCAGUGACUUCGGGGCCUUCUGGACCACCGUGGCGAGUGAAUUCACCGAUAACGAUCUCGUGAUCUUCGAUACCAACAACGAAUACCACGAUAUGGACCAAACCCUGGUCCUCAACCUCAACCAAGCCGCCAUCAACGCCAUCCGCGCCACCUCCGCCACAAGCCAAUACAUCUUCAUCGAAGGCAACUCGUACAGCGGCGCCUGGACCUGGACCACCACCAACACCAACCUGGCCAAUCUCACCGACCCAAGUGACAAACUCAUCUACGAAAUGCACCAGUACCUGGACAGUGACGGGUCCGGGACGAGUUCUACCUGCGUGAGUUCGACGAUUGGCGCGGAGCGGAUCGCGUCCGCGACGACUUGGUUGAGGGAGAAUGGGAAACUGGGGGUGUUGGGGGAGUUUGCGGGCGGGGCGAAUGAUGUUUGUGAGGAGGCGGUGGUGGGCAUGUUGGAUGCCCUCGAGGAGGGGAGUGAUGUUUGGUUGGGGGGCAUGUGGUGGUCUGCGGGGCCGUGGUGGGGGGAUUAUAUCUUUUCGUUGGAGACGGGGGGGACCGCGUAUGAGUAUUAUUUGGGGGUGUUGGAGGGGUAUACUCCUGGUGCUGUUGCUACUGGGAGUAGUACGAGUGCGACGGCGACGGCGACGGCGACUGCUACGAAGACUAGUACUACGAGUGUGAGUACUACUGCUGCUGCUACGGCAACCGGAACAGCUGCCCACUACGCGCAAUGUGGUGGUGAUGGAUGGACAGGGCCGACGACCUGCGCGGCUGGGUAUACUUGUACGGAGAUGAAUGAGUGGUAUUGGCAGUGUUUGUAGCGUUGCCUACACUCUACUUAGCUAGCAAAAAAAUGCAUGGGAUCUGGAUCAGAUCAAGAUAAGAUAUCGG